Molecule: messenger RNA, 1239 nt
Organism: Adineta steineri
Lineage: Eukaryota; Metazoa; Rotifera; Eurotatoria; Adinetida; Adinetidae
Source: the annotation of a GenBank genome assembly
AUGCCUAAGAAUUAUGUUCAUCUUGAAAAUAAUCAACGGAUAUCGAUCAAACGUUCAUCAUCAACUCAAUCAUCCACUGAACUCGAUAAAACAAAAUCUGGAUCAACUGCCAAACGUUAUAAGUUGACUUUAAUAUGCGAUGUUUGUGAUGCCGAUGCCCAUGGUUAUAGUUUUGAUGCUAUAACAUGUCAAUCAUGUAAAGCAUUUUUCCGGCGAAAUGCCUUACGACCACAAAAGCGGAAAUGUCGUCGUAAUGAUGCUCAUUGUGAUGUGGGAUUUAAUAUUAAAAAGCGAUGUAAAAGAUGUCGUCUUGAGAAAUGUAUUGAAACAGGAAUGCGAAAAAAAUGGAUUCUAACGGAUAACGAAAGAGAAGAAAAACGUGUUAAAAUUGAAGAAAACCGUUGUCUCAAACAAAUUCAAGAUAAUUAUCACUCGUAUAAAAAUCACUUAAAAAUUGACGAUCAUCUAUCUCUAGAUGUAUCAUCAUUAUCUAAUAAGCAAUCAUAUUUAGAUGAAUUUGACUGGUUAAGAAUUCGAGUUAUUCAAGAUUAUUAUACAGAAGCUGUAAAAUUAAAUGAAAUAACUGGUGUAUCAUCAAAUCUUUCAACACAAUCAAUUAAAUCAACAUUAGAAUUAUUUCAUAUGCCAAUUUAUAUAACAUCAAUGCGUCUUAUUAGUUAUAUAAAACAAGUAGAUGAAUUUCGACAAUUAAAACAAGAAGAUCAAGUUUAUUUAGUUAAACUAAAUUUAUUAUCACUUUGUUUUUUUCAUUCAAUAUUUAUUUAUGAUCCAAGAACAGAUCUUUAUUAUGAACCGAAUACAAAAGAUUUAGUUUUUUCUGGAAAAGAUUGGAGUAGAACAUUAAACAAACAGUUUCAUCUUGAAAUGAAACAAUUACGAAAUGAUAUAAUUGAUAUAUUUCAAUUAGAUGAUGUUAUUAUAAAAUUAUUUCUUUUAAUUUUUAUUUUUUCAAAUCAAAACUCAUUAAAUCAAUCAUUUGAAUGUGUAUUAAUAAAUAUUAAUGUAUUAGAUAUAUUCAAAGCACAAAAUAUCUUUAUUGAUUUAGCAUAUAAAUAUUGUCUUGAUCGAUAUGGAUUUCAAAAAACAUCAAUUUUGUUUUCCAAAUAUAUUUAUAAAAUCAUGAAGAUACAACAAUUAGUUGAUGAAGUUAAAUAUACAAUAGAUAAUUAUAUAGAUAGAAGACAAUUAACAUCAUUAAUGCAAUGUCUUCUUACAUGA